GGAUACUACCUAUAAUAGCGGAUCCCUUUAAGACGACCCUAGCAUUAAUCAUAUAUGUGAUCAAUAGCCUGUGUGGUGUUACUCAAAAAGUGACAGAACAUACACAAUCAUUCUUAAUGCCGAUUUCGAUCUGAGCAGGGAGGAUAUCAGCUCUCGGGUAUUUGCAAGCGCUUUAAAAUGUGUGUUGAAGGGACUUGAAAAUUCGGAUCUUUUACUCUCACUAGAAACAUUAAGAGACAGCCUUUAGUAUCAAAAUUGGAACAGAGUCAUGAAGUAUUAAAAUUCACAAUUGAAGAGGAAGCAAAAAAGAACGGUAUUGUCUCUUAAUUUACAAACCAAUAAGAGUUCAUCGAAAUAUAUCCAGCUGUCGUUGGAUUUCCAUUGGUAUUGUAAUUAUUGUCAUAUACUGAUAAAGCUACCUAUUGUAGGGUCGUAAUUGUAAUACUGCAGGGAUAUGAGAAAACGUUGAAAGUGAAAAUGAGUUAUUAAUGAACCAUCACAGCGUUCCCUAUUACUAAUGGAUUCCUGAGUUUGUAUGUACUGCAAAACCUCGGACAACAAAAACGCCUGAUUUCUUUUCCAUUCCACUUUUGAGAAAUAACCGUUUAGGAGAAAAAUACGAAAAUGACACAUUUAAAUACCUCAACUUAUUUGACUAAUAUUUAUGAAGCAUUCACCAACCUCGACUUCAACGGAUCGUCAAACGAUAGUUUUCAAGCCACAGGUCCUUCCAGUACUGCUUUAUAUAUGGGCGGUAUUGUGAUGCUCGUUGCUUUGUUAUGGGGCUUGUUUGCCAAUAUACUUAUUUUAGCAGUCAUCUUUUCCAAGAGAGAUUUGAGUAACAUUAUUAAUAUUUUCAUCAUUAGUCUCUGCAUCAACGAUAUAAUAAACCUCGGAUUCAAUAACAAUCUUGUGAUGUUAUCGUAUUUUCUGGGAAGAUUUCCUACAGGUAUAUUAGGAUGUGAACUGGCAACGCACUUUACUGUUUUGUUUAUGGGGUCAUCCUUAUGGCAUACAGGGCUUAUUGCAAUACAUCGCCUGAUAGUGGUCGUAUUUAACAACUUCUACAAGAAAAUCUCAAAGAAGGCCUAUACUUGCUUCGUACUUGUAUUUGCAAGAGUUAUUCCCCUCCUAUUUCUAGCACAGCCUUCUCUUGGUCAAAUGGCGUAUUAUGAAGCAAGAUUACUGAGGUGCAUCGUUAAGAAGAACUAUGGUCCGUAUAAUCUUCUCGUCAUUGUAUUUCUUAUGAUCCUCCCAUCCAUCAUUCUUGUUGUCUGUUAUAUAGCUAUUUUUAUCAAGGUUUACCAAUCAUCAAGAGCAUUUAGAGCUUCGCGCCAAAAAGAGUGGCUAAAGCGAGAAAUCAAGAUCACCAAGAUGUUUGGAAUGGUGUUUCUUUUGAUAGUUAUUGCAUACCUGCCUUAUGGAAUAGUGAGAUCCAUCGACAAACAGUUACAAUUAAGUGCCGAUUUCUAUGUGGCGAUUACAGUUUUCUUUGCAAUAGGUAAUUGUUGUAAUCCUAUAGUUUAUGGGGCAAUGGAUAAAUCUAUUCGCCUUGAGUGCUUCAAAAUCUUUCAUCUGACUAAAGACCAAGAGAAGGAAAAUGGAAAUGGUCAUACAAUUAUUGCUCAAACCACUCAAAUGGUCGUCGAUCAAGAAGAUAAUGAAGAAAUUCCUCUUAAUACAUCAACUAAGAACACACAAACCGUGGACAACUUUAUAAAAUGAACUAAUUUGUGAGUGUAAGCGCCUGUGUAACCGUUAGUGACACUCAACCUAAAAAUAUUAUG
Messenger RNA from Saccostrea cuccullata (small rock oyster), 1787 nucleotides. Its product is annotated as visual pigment-like receptor peropsin. The record is from RefSeq and is a predicted model, not a curated record. Gene Ontology annotation, molecular function: G protein-coupled receptor activity. NCBI's taxonomy places the organism in Eukaryota, Metazoa, Mollusca, Bivalvia, Ostreida, Ostreidae. Bases 625 to 1725 code for a protein of 366 amino acids. Gene Ontology annotation, cellular component: membrane. The transcript has 2 exons. Gene Ontology annotation, biological process: G protein-coupled receptor signaling pathway.